This is a messenger RNA of Ctenopharyngodon idella (grass carp), 1830 nucleotides long. It is a transcript of the gene serpine2, whose product is annotated as serpin peptidase inhibitor, clade E (nexin, plasminogen activator inhibitor type 1), member 2. The transcript is spliced from 9 exons. The record is from RefSeq and is a predicted model, not a curated record. Lineage: Eukaryota; Metazoa; Chordata; Actinopteri; Cypriniformes; Xenocyprididae. Gene Ontology annotation, molecular function: serine-type endopeptidase inhibitor activity. Gene Ontology annotation, biological process: negative regulation of plasminogen activation; negative regulation of endopeptidase activity. Bases 193 to 1380 code for a protein of 395 amino acids.
AGAAUGUGUUUACCAUAGCUGUAUUAGUAUUUAUGAGAAGGCGGAGUUCUGCGCUCAGGACAGAAAGAAAUAAACGGAGGCGCGGAAGCGCGAGGAGGAACACGGACGCUUGCGGAAGACACGCGCUCUCAACCUGCGUAUCUGAAGAAUUAGACGUGCUUGUCCAGGUGAGCUGCCUGUGUGUCCCUCACAAUGUUUGUCUCACUGCACCUCUGCGUGUUGAUGGCAGUUUGUUCUUUGAGUGUUUCCACAUCUCUGUCCUCGUCUUACGGAGAACGAGGCUCUGAUCUCGGCCUGCAGGUGUUUUUGCGUGUGGUCCAGGACAAACCCCUGGAGAAUGUGGUCAUGUCCCCUCACGGCGUGGCCUCCAUCCUGGGCAUGCUGCUCCCGGGGGCCCACGGGGACACUCGCAGACAGCUACUCACCAGCCUCAAAUACAAGAAAUCCGGCCCAUAUAAGAUGUUGCGGAAGUUGCAUAAGGCCCUGACGACCAAAUCCAACGCUGAUAUUGUGACGAUCGCCAACGCGCUGUUCCCAAAUGAGGGCUUCAGCAUGAAAGAAGACUUCCUGUCAGCCAACAGGGAAAACUUCCUGUGUGAGACUCAAACCAUUGACUACAGCAACCCAGAGAAGGCUGCAGAAACCAUUAAUGAAUGGGUGAAGAACAGCACCAAAGGCCAUAUUCCCAGUAUUGUCAAUGCGGAUAUGUUCGAUUCUGCUCUGACUCGUUUGGUGGCUGUCAAUUCCAUUUACUUCAAAGGCCUGUGGAAGUCCCGUUUCCAGGCCCAGAACACCAAACCCAGAAGCUUUACUGCAGGAGACGGAAAGACAUACAAAGUGCCCAUGAUGUCCCAGCUCUCCGUCUUCAACAUGGGUCAGGCCAGCACUCCAGAAGGUUUGAAGUAUACAGUGAUCGAGCUGCCGUAUCAUGGUAAUAGCAUGAGUAUGUUCAUUGCGUUGCCGUCAGGAGAGGACACGCCCCUGUCAGCCAUCUUGCCGCACAUCUCCACAGCAACCGUCCAAACCUGGACCAAACAGCUGAUCCAGAGGAGGAUGCGCCUUCUAAUGCCAAAAUUCACAGCCGAGCAAGAGGUGGAUUUGGAGGCUCCUCUUAAAGCGAUGGGAAUCAAAGACAUCUUCAGUCAGAACAAAGCUGAUUUCAGACACCUGAGUUCGGAGUUUGUUUACGUGUCCAAAGCACUUCAGAAGGCCAAGAUAGAGGUCAAUGAGGAUGGGACCAAAGCCUCUGCUGCCACAACUGCAAUCUUGCAUGCCCGAUCUUCUCCUCCGUGGAUGACUGUGGACAGACCGUUCCUGUUUCUCAUCAGACACAAUCCUACAGGAACCAUUUUGUUUGCUGGCCAGAUCAACAAACCUUGAGCCAGAGAUCAUAGGGGGUUCUUCCUCAGUGAUCAACACACACACACACACAGAUAUAUUAAACUUUUGUCCUGGACUGCGUGUUCUGUACCCAUUCAAUUUCUCAAGUGUCUUUUUACCCUAAUUUUUACUUUGUCUUUGUAUUGCAUUUCUGUUAUCUUUAUAUACUUGGGGAACAUUUUCUAAGAUUUUAUACAUGGUUUAUAAUUUGUCUCUAAUGCAAACAUUCUCACAAAAUGUGUGCAACUUAAAUGCUAAGACAACUUUUAUUUAACUUUAACUGAGAUUUUUUUUUUUUAAAUUUUAUUUUAUUUGUCAUAUUAACGAUACAUUUUCCUGCAUUGAGUAAUAUUUUAUUAAAUAAGGUACUUAAACCGGUUCACCUUGUCUUUUUUAACUUUCAGACUUUUACAUUUGUUGUUUAUUUAAUAAAGUAUACUCAUAUUACUA